AUGGCCAGCAAAGCCGCCACCAAGCGUUUGACACGCGAAUAUAAAACUAUCUCAGAGAACCCCCCUCCUUAUAUCGUCGCUCACCCAUCCGAGUCUAACAUUCUUGAAUGGCACUAUAUUAUCACCGGGCCUGAGAACACUCCUUAUCAUGGCGGCCAGUACUGGGGUACUCUCAUGUUCCCCCCGAACUACCCAUUCGCUCCUCCUGCCAUCCGCAUGCACACCCCUUCCGGACGAUUCCAGCCCUCGACGCGCCUAUGUCUGUCAAUCUCCGAUUUCCACCCCAAGUCCUUUAACCCUGCCUGGGAAGUCUCUACCAUUCUGAUCGGACUGCUCUCAUUCAUGACAAGUGAAGAGAUGACAACUGGAUCCGUUUCAAGCACAGCUGCCGAACGAAAAUAUCUUGCCGCUCGAUCGCGCUGGUGGAACUCAACUGGCAACGGCUCACAUUUGAAGAGCAACCCUCAAAAGGGCAAUGUUAAGGCUGGCGACGGCGGUGCCAAGUUCCGAGGAGAGUGGCCCGAGGUCGAUGCCGAGAACUGGGAGUGGAUGACCAAGAACAAGGUUGACCCUGUUACCGGCAACCGAUUAGAUGCUGACAACAAUGGAUCUUGUCGACCUCAGUUGGGCAUUGCUGGAACCAGCGGACACCAAACACAAGCCGUUGUCGAUGUUGUCAACCAACAAAGAGAUGCGGGUGCAGGAUUUAUAUUCCGCAACAAACUGUUAUGUGCCGGUGCGGCCAUCUUCCUCUACGUCCUUGUCGCUAGGAUUAUAAGCGGCGACGAGUAA
Fusarium coffeatum is the source of this 792-nucleotide messenger RNA. RefSeq lists its product as uncharacterized. The record is from RefSeq and is a predicted model, not a curated record. The transcript is spliced from 3 exons. The coding region runs from base 1 to 792 and encodes 263 amino acids. NCBI's taxonomy places the organism in Eukaryota, Fungi, Ascomycota, Sordariomycetes, Hypocreales, Nectriaceae.